Messenger RNA from Carassius carassius (crucian carp), 2327 nucleotides. RefSeq names its product solute carrier family 9 member A1b (gene slc9a1b). Gene Ontology annotation, biological process: regulation of pH; proton transmembrane transport; sodium ion transport. The record is from RefSeq and is a predicted model, not a curated record. Gene Ontology annotation, cellular component: membrane. Gene Ontology annotation, molecular function: sodium:proton antiporter activity. The transcript is spliced from 12 exons. Lineage: Eukaryota; Metazoa; Chordata; Actinopteri; Cypriniformes; Cyprinidae.
UGUGUGUGUGUGUGUGUGUGUGUGUGUGUGUGUGUGUGAUCUCGUGCUGUCAUGCUCAAACAUCGCGAUACGAGUCUCGCUGGAGUUGAAGUUUUGCGGCUCUUUCGUGUCCGAGAGUGAAGCGCUAACAGUGAUGAUGAAGAUGAAGAAGAUGAUGAAGAUGCUGCUGCUGCUCGGCUGGUGUUGUGGACUGGUGUGUGCUGGUCAGAAUCGCUCGGAUCCUCGUGGUCAGACAGGGUUUCCAGUCCUAUCGAUUAAUUAUGAUUAUGUUCAGAUGCCGUUCGAGGUCUCGCUGUGGAUUCUGCUCGCGUCACUAAUGAAACUGGGCUUCCACCUGCUCCCGGUUCUGUCUGGUGUGGUUCCUGAGAGCUGUCUGCUGAUCGUGGUGGGGCUGUUGGUGGGGGGUCUGAUCCGAGUGAUGGGGAAGAACCCACCGGUGCUCGACUCACAGCUCUUCUUCCUGUGCCUGCUGCCGCCCAUCAUCCUGGACGCUGGCUACUUCCUGCCCAUCCGGCCCUUCACCGAGAACGCCGGCACCAUCCUGACCUUCGCGGUGCUGGGGACGCUGUGGAACGUCUUCUUCAUGGGAGCGGUGCUGUAUGGAGCCUGUCGUCUGGAGGCUGGCCGUCUGGCAUCUGUUGACCUGCUGUCCUGCCUGCUGUUCGGCUCCAUCGUGUCUGCCGUGGAUCCGGUGGCCGUUCUCGCCGUCUUUGAGGAGAUCCACAUCAACGAGCUGCUGCACAUCCUGGUGUUCGGAGAGUCUCUGCUGAACGACGCUGUGACUGUGGUCCUGUAUCAUUUGUUCGAGGAGUUUGCUCACGCGGGCGAGGUGACGGUGGGUGACGUGUUUCUGGGCGUGGUGUGUUUUUUCGUGGUGGCUCUGGGUGGAGUGAUGGUGGGCGGCGUGUACGGUGUGCUGGCGGCCUUCACCUCACGCUUCACGUCACACACGCGUGUGAUCGAGCCCCUCUUCGUCUUCCUCUACAGUUACAUGGCGUACCUGUCAGCCGAGGUCUUCCACCUGUCCGGCAUCAUGGCGCUCAUAGCGUGUGGCGUGGUCAUGCGGCCCUAUGUGGAGGCCAACAUCUCCCACAAGUCCUACACCACCAUCAAGUACUUCCUGAAGAUGUGGAGCAGCGUGAGUGAGACCCUGAUCUUCAUCUUCCUGGGUGUGUCGACGGUGGCUGGGCCGCACACCUGGAACUGGACCUUUGUGAGCAUCACCAUCGUCCUGUGCCUGGUGUCCAGGGUUCUGGGUGUGGUCGGUUUAACGUACAUCAUUAAUAAGUACCGUAUGGUGAAGCUGAGUGGUAAGGAUCAGUUCAUCGUGGCCUACGGUGGACUGAGGGGCGCCAUCGCCUUCUCUUUAGCCUUUCUACUGUCCAGCGACGACUUUCCCAUGAAGGACAUGUUUCUGACAGCCAUCAUCACCGUCAUCUUCUUCACUGUGUUCGUGCAGGGAAUGACGAUCCGACCCCUCGUUGACCUUCUGGCUGUCAAGAAGAAGAAACAAAGCAAAUGCUCAAUAAAUGAGGAGAUUCACACUCAGUUUCUGGAGCAUCUGCUGACUGGAAUCGAGCGUGUGUGUGGACACUAUGGACACCGUCACUGGAGACACAAGCUGGAUCGCUUUAAUAAACGCUACAUCAAGCGCUGUCUGAUCAGAGGAGAGCGAUCGCAGGAGCCACAGCUCAUCUCCUUCUACAACAAGAUGGAGCUCAAACAGGCUCUGAUGCUGCUGGAGAGCAAUAGUUCAGCCAAUCUGAGCGCAGGAGACACUGCAGCCGCACCGUGACGCAGCCGGAAAACGCUCAACAUCUCUAAAGAACGAGAAGAAGAAAUCAGGAAGAUCCUGCGAGCAAACCUGCAGAAGACCCGACAGAGACUGCGCUCGUACAGCCGACACACACUGAUGCCCGACGCUGAGGACGAGGACGAGGCCUGGAGCGAGACACGGAUCAGGAAGCGCGUGCAGAUGGACAGAAGAAUGAGCUUCCUGACGCUUCCUGCUCUUCGAGAGUCUCCUGCGGUGAGAAGAUCACGGGUCGAGUCCGAUGUGAUGCUGAUGUCUCCGGCAGACAGACCCAGCGUCCUCUUCACCCUCGCCGAUGAGAGAUUGGAGAGCCGAGGACACAAGCCCAGCGUGACGUUCUGUCUGGAUGUGGAGGAGCAGCCGCUGCCUCGAUGUGUGAGUGAUCCUGGAGCAGAUCAGCUGCUGGAGGAGGACGAGAGCAUCCAUCAGAGACACUGAGAGCGCUGGACCAACUCUGUGUCUGUGGAAGUGAUUCAACUACUGCUUCUAGUGAUGCGAGUGUGUGAGGAUGAUC